Chara braunii is the source of this 2500-nucleotide messenger RNA. The record is from the annotation of a GenBank genome assembly. NCBI's taxonomy places the organism in Eukaryota, Viridiplantae, Streptophyta, Charophyceae, Charales, Characeae.
GCGACCAAUACCCUCAUUCUCAAAACAAAGUGUGGAAAGACGUAUCGCGUACCUUUCAUAGGUACCAAUGCGACACCACGCCCUGAUCCUCCUCCCCCGGAGCCUUCCGUGCCCACACCAUCUCCUUCUAUCACUGUCACCUCGCCUCGGCAGUUCGCCCACUUCAUCCGACAGGACAACGUCACUUUCUUUAUGGUGAACGUGAUGGAUCUCUUACACUAUGAUCCACGCUGUUUCGACGCCGAGCUCAUCCCUCUGGAGCCAGAUCCUCCGUCUAUCUCCAUGGCUCCCAUCUCUACUUCCCACCCCCCGCCGUCCGUCGAGUCCGCCCCGUCGUCGCGCGCCGACGUUGACGUUGAGGAACUCGCACGCUAUACCGCCGACCUGGAGCCCGCAGUUCGUGACCUCAUUCGAGAGUACCACGACGUGUUUCCAUCGUCGUUCUCGUACGCUGGCAUCCCACCGAUGCAUGACGUCGAGCACUCCAUCCAGCUCGUGCCUGACUAUCGUGUUCACCAUCAGGCACCCUACAGACUCUCGAUCCUCGAGGCCACCGAACUCAAGCGUCAGCUUGAGGAGCUCCUGAGACUGGGUUUCAUUAAACCCAACAACUUCCCGUGGGGUGCAUGCGUCCUCUGUGCUCGCAAAGCGGAUGAAACUCUCCGUCUCUGCAUCGACUAUCGCGGUCUCAACCACUACACGGUUAAGAGCAGCUACCCCAUGCCUCGUUCCGAUGAGCUAUUCGACCGGCUACUAGGCAACCGCUUCUUUACGAAGAUUGAUCUUCGUAGUGGUUACCAUCAGAUCCGCGUCGCUGUAGCCGACCAGCCGAAGACAGCGUUCGGAUCGUGCUUCGUCCACUACGAGUUUACGGUGAUGCUAUUCGGUCUCACCAACGCACCCGCUACCUUCCAGAGGGCGAUGAACGACAUCUUCAGGGACGUCCUGGAGCAGUAUGUUCUCGUCUACCUCGACAAUAUCCUGGUCUACAGUCGUACCCUUGAGGAGCACCUCAGACACCCCCACGGUGUCCUUGACCGCUUGCGCAGACAUGGCUUUUACGCCAAGCUGAGCAAGUGCCGCUUUGUCCAACACAAAGUGGAUUUCUUAGGAUACUAUGUGUCUGACCAGGGUCUCCACAUGGACGAUGCGAAGAUCACUGCUAUUGCGGAAUGGCCCCUACAUGUCCGAGUAGUUGCAAAGUUCCAUGACCAGGCAACCGCCGGUCAUAUGGGCUUCCACAAGACGUUGGCUCGUGUGAGCCGCCUGUACGUCUGGCCGAAGCGCAAGGACUUUGUGAAGGACUACGUCGCAGAGUGUCCCACUUGUCAGGAGGUGAGCAGUGCGAACCACCUUCCUUAUGAUUUGCUCCAGCCUCUUCCUAUCCCUAAGGGUCAUUGGCAGUCCAUCUCGAUGGACUUUAUCGGUCCUCUUCUUCCUCCGAGCCCCCGCGGUCAUGAUGCUAUCUUGGUCGUCGUCGACCGCUUCACGAAGCGUGCACGCUUUGUUCCGUGCCGCUAUGCCAUCAGUGCACGUGAGGUCGUUGACAUCGUGUUUGACCGAGUCGUGCGUGACCACGGCUUACCUCUGAGCAUCAUAUAUGAUCGUGACCCACGCUUUACCAGCCGAUUCUGGCGACGGCUCCACGAGGUUUACGACACCCAGCUCCGCUUCUCCUCGUCUUACCAUCCCCAGACUGAUGUUCAUAUCGAGGUCACGAACAGGACUCUCAGAGAUAUUCUCCGAAAGAUUGUUCGUAACGACCAACAAUGGGAUUUCCAUCUUGCCCACGUGGAGAUAGCGUACAACCACACCGUCUCGCCAGCCACGGGGAUGUCGCCUUACUAUUGCAACCUCGACUAUCACCCUCGUGUUCCCGCGGACUUCCUUCGACGGUCACAGAUGCACCCCGACACGAGUUGUCCCGCGCUGGAUGAUUGGGUUGCACACAUGACGUCGAUCAUGAAGACCGCACAUGAGCACAUAGUCGCUUCCCAGACUCGCAUGGCCGCACGUGCGAACCGAUCGAUGAUGGAUCAUCCAUUCAAAGUCGGUGAUGAUGUGCUUAUCGACGCCCGCCACUUACAGCUCGAAGCGGAUACGCUUUGCAAGUUUUUGCGUCACUUCUUUGGCGCAUGCCGCAUCCUCCAGGGCGUCGGUUCUGAUACGGCAUCUAGCCUGGUCAGCUUCCGUGUGAAGCUGCGCGACUACCUACGCCAGGCUCGUGUGCACGAUGUCUACCACGUCUCGUUACUGCGUCCCUACGGCAGACCGUCUGAGCGUUUCGUCGGACGCCCAUACGAGCGCCCUCUACCCAUCAUGGUGGACGGCCACGAGGAGUUCCUCGUUUAUGACAUCAUUGGUCGCCGAGUCACCGACGACAACCCUCCUCACACCGAGUAUCUCGCACGUUGGAAGGGUUACCCUGAUUAGGAGGCUACCUGGGAGCCCCUCGAGCACUUGUAGCAUGCUCGCAUGUUGGUGCGUGCCUAUGACCGUG